Messenger RNA from Hemicordylus capensis (graceful crag lizard), 3042 nucleotides. Its product is annotated as basic salivary proline-rich protein 3-like. The record is from RefSeq and is a predicted model, not a curated record. The transcript has 3 exons. Bases 677 to 1579 code for a protein of 300 amino acids. Lineage: Eukaryota; Metazoa; Chordata; Lepidosauria; Squamata; Cordylidae.
UUGUUUGUAAAGUGUUAAUAUUUCCUUGACUGCUAGUAUUGCUUCCCAUGGAUUAGGUGAAAGUCAUAUGAUGUCGUCUGCAAAUAAAUUGGUUGUAUGUCUUUUUUUUACCACUGAUUUGAAACCCCUGAAUUUUUGUGUCAUUUUUAAUUGUCAGCUAGUACAUCAACUGCAAUGGCAAAGAGCACUAGGGGAAGGGGACAGCCCUGCUUCGUACCCAGAAAUAGCUUGAUUGGGUUUGAAUCUAGCUAUUUUUCGGUUGGGCAUCAAACCUGUUUGGUCCUCAGAAAUGUACUCAGUGAUGAAAAGGGUGAUCCUAUUGGCCAAGAUAGCAGUUAAACAUUUCAAGCCCUGGUUCACUAAUGCUAUGGGGCGAUAUGAUCCCAGGGAGGAAUUGUCUUUGGCUUGCUGAGGUAGAACAACUAUUCUAGAUUGCUUCCAAGUCCCUGGGAUCACAGCCCCCUGCGUUAUGCUGUUGAAGGAGGGAUGCAAAUUCCAGCAAAAAUUAUGAAAAAGCCAUCAAGCCCAGGUGCUAUAUGUCAUCCCCCCCACCCACCCCAGCACCGUUAAAUGCAUUAAUACAAGAAUAAUGUGACGUCCUGACACUUGCUUCUGUCCAAACAAACUAGACAGAUUGUGUAAACCGCCUGGAGAUGUGAAUUGUGGUGGUAGAUAAAUGUGUAAAAUAAAGAGACAUGACAUUAAAACAAUUCUUCCUUUCCUUCUAGGGGCAGAGGAGGAAAAGCCUAGUGGGAGGAGGCCCAUCACCUCCAGCAGCCUCAUGGUGGCUCGGAAGCUGCUGCUGUCUCCCCUGCUGCGGGAGUGUGGGGCUGCUUCCGGGAAGGACACCCUUUUCUUUGAUGGGCCAGCCCCUGUGGCUGGCCCAUCAAAGAAAAGGGUGAAGCACCCCAAAACAUCAAAGAGGCAGCCCCCCGCAGAAAGCAGCAGCAAGGGGAAGCCACCACAGGAGGGCAGACCAUCAGCCCUCCUGGGCAAGGCCGGUCUGCGUCGGGCUAACAAGGCACCAGGUGGGGGUGUGCCUUCUGGGGAGAAACCCCUUCCCCACCUGGGGGAGGGGAGACUCCCCAGAAGGAGGCUGGAGGCUGCGGGGGAUACAGCCAGGAGAUUGCUGCACAUCCCCAGGAGCAACCUGAGUCUGCACCUUGGGGAGGCUGGGCAGGGCGUCUCCCCGCUGGGGGGGAACCGUUUCUCGGGCUUGUCCCGAGAGACGGUUCUUCCCCAGAUCCCUUCAGCUGGGAAGACGACCCUGACCCCAAUGGGGAGACCCCCGCCAAAGCCCUUGCCAUCAUGGCAACAUCCAUCUGCUUGGCAGGGGCCCGAACCAUUGCCAGCGCUGAUGAUCAAAGCGCUGGGGCCCCCCAAGGCAGACACAGAGCCUUGCUCCUGGGGACAUCCCCCCUCAGUCUCCAGCUCUGUGGCCAAACCACCGCCACCACACUUCCCACCGAAGCCACGCCCUUGGGAAGAACCACCAUCUCAUCUUUCCCAAGGGCCGUGGCUUCAGGUGCGAGCCCUACGCAGACCGGCUGAUGUGCCGGUGGCAACCCCUUGGCGGUGAGACAGCAGCAGUGGAAGGCCACCACCCAAAAUACCAUCGUCGGGGCUGCUGGAGGACCUCCGCUAGGUCUCGCCCAUUCUGCCUUGCCAUGAUGGGAGAACUGGUUCUUCGCUGCCCUUGGGAUGAAUCACCAUCUCAACUUUCCCAAGGGCCGUGGCUUCAGGUGCAAGCCUUACAGAGACCAGCUGAUGUUCCGGUGGCAACAUCUUGGCAGUGAGGCAGCAACAGUGGAAGGCCAUUACCCCAAAUACCAUCAUCUGGGCUGCUGAAGCACCUCCACUAGGUCUCAUCAAUUCUGCCUUGCCGUGAUGGGAGAACUGGUUCUUCACUACCAUGAACCAAAGUGAGGACCCUUGUCCACUCUGGAUGGGACCUCUUCUGAGGAGCAGGAUCGGGUACAGAACCUGGAUGUACUGAAGACCUCAGAGGAUCCAGUUGUAGAUAUUGGUGUCUAAGAAGCAGGAAUAACACCAUCACUGAAUGGAAUUGACAGGAAGGACUAAAGAAAUUAGGAAAUUAGGAAGCAGAUUGGCAGCCUUUCUUUCCCCUUCCAGAACAGAGAAGCUCUUGGACAGCCACAGGCUAGUCUUUCCUCUCUAGAUCUGCUCAGCAUCCUGAAUACUUCCCUAGGGAAGAGCAUGAAGAAUGAAGGACAGCUGGGUUGCCUGGAAAACUGAGAGUCAUCUUUGGAGCUUCGUUUCCAUAGCAGCUCUGAUUCAAGUGGGAAAGUCUUGAAACUGUCUCAUGGACUGUGACAGAGGAAAUACAACCUCCACUCUGUGUUGGGACAUUCCUGUGCAUAUGGGAAAGACUUCAGCACUUUUUGUGCAUCACAGAAGCUAGGCUUCAGGAUCCAGACUAGGAGCCAAGAUCAAAGGGUUCAUCUCUUGGGUUGGUUAUCUAAAAAAUGUUGAUCCAUUUAAUGUGGGAUGUAAACAGUGAAUUGGUUUCUAUACAUGUUUGUCUUUGGUUGUUGAAUGUGUACCAUUUACAUUUUUCUUGGUAACCUGUUUUGCAACAUUUAAGUAUGUUGUGUAUAUAUAUCCUUUGAAUGUUCUGAAGAGAAAAUAAGACAUUCAGCAGACUGAAAGGGUGGCAACUUGUGAAUAAACCAUCCUCUGGUUAAAUUCAUAAUCCCGUCUUAGUACAUUUUCUGUUUCUUAGAAACUGGACAUGAUGCAAGAGAUACAGGAUAAAAGCCUUGUUAGCCCAUCCAUAUGUCAUGUUCAACACUCAUACAACAAGUGUACAGUGUUGACUCCUGCUUACUGAGCAAAGAAGCAGCGUUUAAAAGUGUUGAUUUCCUUUAUUUUACAGGAGGAGAGCAACCUCCAGCACAGUAGCACUCCAGUGUUUCUUGAUAGUGUCUAAUGUUUCUUUUAAGAUUGUAAGCCCCUUUGGAGGCAUGGCUCCAUCUUAUUUAUUAUUUCUCUAUGUAAACCACUUUGGAAACUUUUGUUGAA